CCCUUUCUCUUUCCUUCACCAUUUGUGCGCUCUAAUCAAAUUGAAAAACAAAACCCUUAUUCACAGUGUUCAUCAUUUUAAAGCUCCAUUAAAGCUUUUUCAAGCGACACUGCAUUCAUUCCGUUCAAAUUUUAUCUGGACGAUGCCGUUUUGAAUAAUUUUCUUUGAAUCUCUCAACAGAAAUUACUGUUAUCUGUUGAAUCCAAAUGACUGACUCGGCCGAGGCAGCUAAGCACAUCGAGAAUCUUUACGAGUUCGGUGAGCGGCUCAAUGAGUCCAAAGAUAAGUCUCAGAAUGUAAAUGAUUACCAAGGGAUUUUAGAUUCAGCUAAAACUAACACGAAGGCGAAGCAGUUAGCAGCUCAGUUAAUUCCGAGGUUUUUCAAAUUCUUCCCGCAACUAUCCAGCCGAGCUGUCGACAUUCAUCUUGAUUUAAUCGAGGAGGAAGAGCUCGGGGUUCGAGUGCAAGCAAUUAGAGGGUUGCCCCUAUUCUGCAAGGAUACACCCGAGUAUCUUUCGAAAAUUGUUGACAUUCUUGUGCAACUACUUUCAGCCGACGAAUUUGUGGAGCGGGAUGCAGUACACAAAGCUCUUAUGUCAUUAAUGAGGCAGGACGUGAAAGCCUCUUUAACUGCUUUAUUUAAGCACAUCGGAAGCACUGAUGAACCAAGUGGAGAUGAACAUCGUGAUAGAGUUAUCAGCUUUAUUAGAGAUAAGGUUUUCCCCCUUAAAACUGAACUCUUGAGACCUCAAGAGGAAAUGGAGCGGCAUAUUACUGAUUUGAUUAGGAAGAGCUUAAUAGAUGUAAGUGGAGAAGAAUUCAAAAUGUUUAUGGACUUUUUAAAAGGUUUGAGCAUAUUUGGAGAUAAAGCUCCUCCAGAGCGCAUGAAGGAGCUUAUUGAGAUUAUUGAAGGGCAGGCUGAUUUAGAUUCCCAGCUUGAUGUUUCUGACUCUGACCAUAUUAACAGGCUGGUAUUAUGCCUUUACACAGCACUUCCAUUUUUUGUGCGCGGUGCAUCAAGCAGCAAGUUUCUGACCUAUUUGAAUAAGUUAAUAAUACCUGCUUUUGAUCAGCUUCCUGAGGAUCGGAAGCUUGAUUUGCUUAAAGCACUUGCAGAAAUUUCACCUUGCACUCUGCCACAGGAUUCACGCCAGAUUCUUCCUUCCAUUGUUCAACUGUUAAAGAAUUAUAUGCCUCGGAAGAAAACCGGAGAAGAGAUGAAUUUUACUUAUGUCGAGUGCCUGUUAUACGCAUUUCACCAUUUAGCGCAUAAGGCUCCAAAUGCCACAAACAGUCUAUGUGGUUACAAGAUAGUAACUGGCCAGCCAUCAGACAGGCUUGGGGAGGACUUCUCCGAGGUGUCCAAGGAUUUCUCAGAGAGGUUGAGCAAUGUAGAGGAGUUAACCAAGGCUACAAUGAAAAAAUUGACACAGGGAAUGGCUGAGCACAAUAAAGCAAUGGCAGCUGCAAAGACAGAUGAAGCAAAGGACAGCAUAAAAAUUCAAAAGCAAAAUGCUACAAUUGGGCUACGAACCUGCAAUAACAUUUUGGCAAUGACAAAGCCAUUACAUUCGAAGACACCUUCAUUUAUCGGAGAUAAGAAGAGUGUCAAUCUUUCUUGGAAAGAAGUGGCAAAAGCUGCUGCAGCUUCCACCACCGCAGAAACUGGAGGGAAACGACCUGCUAAUGCUGCUAACGGGUCUGGCAACAUUGCGAAAAAGGGUCGUGGGGCUGGCGGCUUACCAAAUCAACUAGUUAAUAGGGCGUUGGAAGGCAUAUCUCACGGAGGGAGAGGAGGCACACGGGGCAGAGGUAGAGGUAGAGGGUGGGGUGGAUACGGACGUGGAAGAGGAAGAGGCUAUAAUAGGUAAACUUGAUGUGUAUGCACAAAGAUACACGCCAGAAUCUAUAAGAGCAUAGGAUUGGGUGCAGAGUCAAUUAUGUAUUGAUAGUUUCUUUUCCAUUUUGAUGAGUUUUUAAGUGGAGGGAGUCGACACAAUUUCAGAUUUUAUCGUGGACUAACACCAGCAGUCUUAUUCGUAUGGAGAUUGUCAUCGUAGACUGGCUACGGAUUUGGGUUGUUCUCCCAAUCUGUGCCUAUUCUACGAGCUGAUUAAGUUGUAUUAGUGGCUUAAAGAAUUAUUUUUAUAUGUCAGUUAGAUUGAGAAACAACGGUUAUUAUUCAGUUCUAGUCAUGUGUAGAAUAUGAUUUGCUAGCUCAUGUUGCAAUUUGAAUAGCUUAUUGAUCA
Mercurialis annua (annual mercury) is the source of this 2249-nucleotide messenger RNA. Its product is annotated as apoptosis inhibitor 5-like protein API5. Gene Ontology annotation, cellular component: nucleus. Bases 207 to 1871 code for a protein of 554 amino acids. The record is from RefSeq and is a predicted model, not a curated record. The transcript is spliced from 17 exons. NCBI's taxonomy places the organism in Eukaryota, Viridiplantae, Streptophyta, Magnoliopsida, Malpighiales, Euphorbiaceae. Gene Ontology annotation, biological process: regulation of programmed cell death. Gene Ontology annotation, molecular function: mRNA binding.